UUAGACGUUGGUCAUCAGUUGGGGAUACAAAAGGAAAGAUACUGAGAUUCCAUCACCACUCCGAAGACCAUCCAAUGCCAGGAUUCAGCUGACAUGCUGCUGGUAAAGAAAGUUGGGGGUGUGUUUUGGGCAGCAGACCGGACAGUUGGAGAUCUGAAGAUCCUGAUCUCCCUCCCUACCUCUCUAUUGUAUUCUCUUGCACUUCUCUCGAGAAGCUAGUGGUGCGGUUCUUCAUCUUGGAGUAGUAGUCCUCUGAAGAAAGGAUCUUGUGAUGGAGUUCUGAAAAGAUUGUGACUGAUGGAGGAUUCCACUCGCCAAACCCUAUCAGAUGCUGCCAGUGAUUUGGACUUCAUGGAUGAGUUGUUAUCAGGAUCAGUCUUUGAUUGUUGUGAUCUCCUGCAAACAGGCACCUCUGCUCUCUUAUUGCCUGUUCUCGGAGUUAGCUACAGCAGUCCCAACCCGACCCUGCCAGGGAUUGAUUACCAGGUUGAUGCAGAGAGAUCAAUUUUCUCUGUGGAGUCGGCUUCAGAAGAAACCCAGAUUCAAAUGCUUGAUGGCGGACAAUCCAUCUAUCCGAGUCCUGCAGGUGAAUGGGAAGCAGAUGAUUCUAAUUAUGGAUCAGCCAUGAGUCGGCAGAUUCAGCCUACCAUGAAACAGAGACUGAGUUAUGCCUUGAGGUAUAUCAAGGAAUCAAAUGGAGAUGGUGAUGUCCUUGUUCAGAUUUGGGUGCCUGUCAUGAGAGGAAACCAACAAGUUGUUACUACUUGUGGUCAACCUUUCUUGCUACAGUCGAACUGUCAGGGGCUUGUGAAGUAUCGGUCGGUCUCCACGAGGUACCAGUUCUUGGCUGAUGAGAACUCUCGUGAGGCAGUGGGCUUGCCUGGCCGGGUGUUUCUAGGGAAGUUGCCGGAGUGGACACCGGAUGUGCGCUACUUCAGCAGCUGUGAAUUCCCUCGUGUGAGUGAUGCUCAGCGGUAUGAAGUUUGUGGAACGAUCGCCCUACCGAUUUUUGAGAUGGAUAGUCGAUCUUGUUUAGGGGUUGUCGAGGUCGUGAUGAUGACACAAAAGGUUAAUUACAGUUCUGAUUUUGAGAUCAUCUGCAAUGCUCUUCAGGCAGUCGAUCUUAGGAGUUCUGAAGUUUCAAGUGUUCCCCGCAUAAAGAUGUCUGGUGACUCUUACCAAGAUGCCUUGCCAGAGAUCCAAAUGGUGUUGAAAGCUGCCUGUGAGAGCCAUAGAUUGCCAUUAGCUCAAACAUGGAUUUCAUGCAUUCGACAAGGCAAGAAGGGCACCCGACAUUCUGAUGAAAACUUCAAGGACUGUGUUUCAACUGUCGAUGCUGCCUGUUAUGUGCGAGAUCCUAGCAUGUCAGGUUUUCACCAAGCGUGCUCUGAGCAUCAUUUGUUGAGAGGCCAGGGUGUUGCCGGUAAAGCAUUUAUGACAAAUCAACCAUGCUUCUCAUCAGAUAUAACGGACUUCAGCAAGAUAGAAUAUCCCCUCUCGCACCAUGCUAAGUUGUUCCGCUUGAGAGCUGCUGUGGCUAUUCGACUGCGAUGUAUUCAUACCAGAAAAGUAGACUUUGUUUUGGAGUUCUUCUUACCUAUCAAUUGCAUAGAAAGUGAAAAACAGAAACUGAUGCUGAAUUCUUUGUCUACUACGGUACAAGAAGUAUGUCAGACCCUACGAGUUGUGACGACCAAGGAGCUAGAACAUGAGACAGUGUUAGAAAAUGAUGAUCGAAUCCCUUCAGGUACAUUCUCUGAUAAAUCUGUUUCUGAGAUUGGUCAAAGAUCAACUGUCAAUGAAAUUCUCCCAGUAGGAACACCUGAUGUAGAUAUUACUGAGGAGGGAUUCAGCAUUUUAGCAAAUUGGGAUCCCUCGGAUAUAAUACUACCUACUGGAGAUAUGUUUUCCGAGUUCAAGCAGCACUAUGGCGAGUCCAAUGAUGAUAAUCAAGUUUCAUUUUCUGCUGAAAUUAAUGUUUCAAAUAUGGAUAGUGAAACUGAAAAGAGGCAUACAAAAACUGAAAAGAUUGUCAGUCUGCAAGAGCUUCAGAAGUAUUUUGCUGGUAGCCUGAAAGAUGCUGCGAAAAGCCUAGGAGUGUGCCCUACUACACUUAAAAGAAUAUGUAGGCAACAUGGAAUUACUCGUUGGCCUUCACGGAAGAUCAAGAAGGUUGGUCACUCCUUAAGGAAACUGCAAGUGGUUAUAGACUCCGUCCAUGGUCCUGGAGGAGCCGUCCAGUUCAGUUCCCUCUAUGAAAACUUCAUAAAAGCCACUUGGUCAGAAAACAACUUAGCAACUGGUACCACAUUUUCAUUGUCAAAGCAAAAUGAUCUUCCAGACUUCUCGAAUGCAAACCAACAGCUAGAAAGUAGAUUAAUCUCACGGACAUCUGGAUCAAAUUCCCUUUCCUCUUCCUCAUGUAGUCAAAACUCUAAUUCAAGUCAGGGCUAUUCCAGUGAGCAAAGGAAGUGCGUUGAUGCUCAUGAAUUUGCAUUCAGACAAAAUACUUCAGUGGAAGAGAAUCAGAGUAACAUGCUUGAGAAAGUUCAAAGCCACAUUGGAUUCCAUUCCCAACCUGAGGUGGCACCAAAAUCUGUGGUUAGAACCCUGAAUCAGAAGUUUCAGAUUGAUCAUCAUUCUUCAGGAACUAUGUCUUUUCCGCUGAUGAAUAGAUGUGAUUUUCUUAAGGUAAAAGCAAUUUUUGGGGAAGAAAAAGUUAUAUUCAGAGUACAGCCAACUUGGGGCUUCCAAGAGUUAAAGCAAGAGAUCCAGAGGCGCUUUAACAUAGGUGAUACUGCUUUAGUAGGCAUCAAGUAUCUGGAUGAUGACUCAGAGUGGGUCCUGUUAACAUGUGAGGAAGACCUGAAGGAAUGCAUUGAUGUGCACAAAUCAACAGAUGCUCAUACAAUCAGACUUUCUGUUCAACCUGUUGCUCAACCAAACACCAAGUCCUCAUGGAGCAGCACCGCACUAUCUUGAUCAUUUCAGGAAAUUCUUUUGAAACAACAACAUGAUAUUGCUGUGCUUAUUGAUCCGAAGUUUGUUCAUGCAUUGCAAACGCAUAGUAGGGACUGAUCUCCAGAGCAUGUGGAAAUGCUUACAGUGAGGACCAAAAAAACAAGAAGCAAAUCUGCAAAGCAUCGUAAGCAGCCUCACAUCAUCUUGAAAAGAAUGACCUGAAUUUGUUACAUCUGUGUGUUUUAUCAUUUUAUCUGAGGAAAUGAAGAUUUGACGAUUAAGGUGCUUAUGGAAGGAGUAUUUGAACUAAUGAUUUCCGUAGCUGCACCAAUCCAAAGGUGCAAAACUGGUCAGCAGUGAGUUCUUUGUCUGUGGACCAAGGAAGAAGGGUGUUUGUUUGUGCAGCAGUGAUGGCUAGCACUUCCAUGAUGGUCCUCUACCAAUUAAAUCUUUCUAUAAAGUAGAAUCUAGGUGUCAUACUGCUGUGAUGCCUAUCAAAUCGGUGAUGUUAAAACCUUUUUCUGUCAGCACACAACUUAGCACUUCAACUGACCCAUGACGACAUGCUGCAAAGAAACAGCACUUGGUUGUUUUCACUGGUUGAACACAAAGGCUUUGCAUAAGGAGGUAUGAUCUGUGUGUUUUGGACAACCACCUUUGCAUCGUGUUUGAAGUUUGUGAUCAUGUGUAGUACUUUUGAGUUACGAGAAGCUGUCAUUUGUCGACCUUUGGGCAGAUCCAAUGACUUUCUUAUUGGUUUGUGAUAUGGAUUUCAUUGAAAAUUCACCGCAGUGGGCUUGCGUGCAAAUAUUUAUAGUGAUGCUUAUGUUUCUACAGAAGAUUUAAGCAAUGGAAAAAAGGGUUAGUCUGAAGAUUUCGGGUGAACCAGACAAAUCAGAAGUCAUUUUAUGCUUCAAAAAAUAUAUAUGCUUAUCCAGUUAGUCCCUGUGCAAUAUGUAGAAUAUACAAUAGAUACAUGUCAUUUUGAUCUUUUGUUCUUUAUGGAUGGGUCUGUGUUUGAGCAAAAAAUACCAUCAUAUGUGUGUAUAAAACUUAAGCGCACAUUCAUUAAGACCAAGUUAAGAAGCUUCCAUUGCAAAC
Molecule: messenger RNA, 4062 nt
Organism: Musa acuminata AAA Group (dessert banana)
Lineage: Eukaryota; Viridiplantae; Streptophyta; Magnoliopsida; Zingiberales; Musaceae
Product: protein NLP1-like
Exons: 5
Coding region: 298-2982 (894 amino acids)
Molecular function (GO): DNA-binding transcription factor activity; protein binding
Source: RefSeq, a predicted model, not a curated record